Molecule: messenger RNA, 402 nt
Organism: Prorocentrum cordatum
Lineage: Eukaryota; Dinophyceae; Prorocentrales; Prorocentraceae
Source: the annotation of a GenBank genome assembly
AUGCCGAAGAGGGAGUCCGGCGUGGUCAACACGUGGAACGUGGAGAAGCAGUACGGCUUCGUGUCCAUCAACAGCGGAAAGCCGGACGCGUUCCUGCACACCGACAACAUCCUGGACCGCGAGUUACGGGAGGAGGUUAAAACGGAGGGGCUCAAGCGCGGGGAGAAGAUCACGUUCGACCUCGAGCCGCCCACCACGGGCAAGGGCAAGAUGGUUGCCAUCAACAUCGAGGUCACCGGACGGGGUGGCCGCGGCGGGGGCGGCAGGGGCCGAUCCCGCAGCGGCUCGCGGCGCCGCGCCCGCUCGCUGAGCCGCAGGCCGCGGCACCGCUCGAGGAGCCCCGAGCAGGCGUCGCAGCCGCAGCCCCCGGCGGCGCCGCAGCGACAGCCGCUGAGCCGCUGA